Messenger RNA from Cyprinus carpio (common carp), 1097 nucleotides. It is a transcript of the gene gpx2, whose product is annotated as glutathione peroxidase 2. Gene Ontology annotation, biological process: response to oxidative stress. Gene Ontology annotation, molecular function: glutathione peroxidase activity. NCBI's taxonomy places the organism in Eukaryota, Metazoa, Chordata, Actinopteri, Cypriniformes, Cyprinidae. The record is from RefSeq and is a predicted model, not a curated record.
AUAAUCUUUCCAUUUUAAUAGUAACAUUUUGUUGGUAUGGCUAUAUUGAAUAGUUCAGGAAAAACUACAUUGUUUCAUUGAUACAGUCUUUUAUUCCAAAUUCUGAGAAAGGUAACUUCUCAAAGGUUGAUGUAUCACAUAUCUGUCUAAGGCACCUGAUAUGCAUUAUACAUGUGAUCAUGUGACCUGUAUUGUCAACAUUAAAGUAGAAAAAGACACUGCUAAUGUCAUUGUGAGAAGGAGAGCAAUAGUGAACAAUGACGUUUAUAGCUAAGACUUUUUAUGAUCUGCGUGCGACUACACUGGAAGGGGAAACAAUAGAUUUCAAUAUUUUCAGAGGAAGAGUGGUGCUAAUUGAGAAUGUGGCAUCACUUUGAGGGACAACCACCCGGGACUAUAGCCAGCUUAAUGAGCUCCAGAGCAGGUACCCUCACCGGCUUGUGGUCCUGGGCUUUCCCUGCAACCAGUUUGGAUACCAGGAGAACGGUUCUGACGCAGAAAUUCUAAAUUCCUUGAAAUAUGUACGUCCAGGUGAAGGGUAUAAGCCUGCAUUCACCAUUUUUGAGAAGUGCAUUGUAAAUGGGAGUGAUGCACAUCCUGUCUUUUCUUACUUGAAAGACAAGCUUCCUUAUCCAGAUGAUGACCCUAUGUCAUUCAUGCAGGAACCUAAAUAUCUGGUCUGGAACCCUAUCUGUCGGAAUGAUAUUUCAUGGAAUUUUGAAAAAUUUCUUAUUGGACCAGAGGGUGAGCCCUUCAAGAGAUACAGUAAAAGGUUUCAAACUAUCAAUAUUGAACCAGACAUUCAAAGACUUCUGAAACUGACCAAGAACUAAUUGAAAACAAGUUAACUGAUCAUGUUUCAUAUUUAGUUAUGUGUUAACUCAAUGUGACAAUAUUGGCAAUGAUUUUUAAUUCACAUUAUCUUCCAUGUUAGCAACAUUGUGGCAUCAUCUUAAUUUCUUUUAUAUUACUUAAUGAGAGUGACACACCAAAAUGUAACAGGGUUUUACUUGAGAUUGUAAAUAUGAAAGAAUUAUGGAAGGUGCCAUUAAAAAAAUCUCUGCAAUGGAAGUACCUUAAUAAAAUAUUGAUCAACA